AGUUGUUGAACAACAAAAUUUCAAGAAUUUCUGCUUAUACUAUGGUAAACGAGGAGUUAUUGAAUUUAUGAGCAUAAUAAAUGCUUACAAGUAGCGAUUUAUCAAGUUUGUCGUAUCCACGUAAUCGACUCUCUCUCUCUCUCUGAAAAGUCUGAACCUUCCUUGCAACGCAGAGCUGUGUUGGCAGGUGCUCUCAACGUAACAGAAAUUCACCUCUUCACGUAACCCCAAAUCGAAACCCUAACUAGCGAUUUUCACGAUGGCGAUCUUGUUGGGCGAGAUUCUUCAAUCCGUGGAGCUAUGGCUGAAAUUGAUCAAGAAGCCGCAGCCGCAGGCGUAUGUGAACCCUAAUCUGGACCCCGUUUUGUUGGUGCCCGGCAUCGGUGGCUCCAUCUUGAACGCCGUUAGCGAUGGCGACGAUAGCGAGGAACGCGUUUGGGUUCGCUUUCUCAACGCCGAGUACAAGCUGAAGACCAAGCUUUGGUCGCGCUACGAUCCUUCUACUGGAAAAACUCUGACCAUGGAUCCAAAUUCAACAAUUGUGAUUCCUGAAGAUAGGCAUGGACUCUAUGCAAUUGAUAUUUUGGACCCUGAUUUGAUGAUUGGAAGUGAGUCUGUGUAUUAUUUCCAUGACAUGAUCGUUGAAAUGCGUAAGUGGGGGUUUGAAGAGGGAAAGACACUUUUUGGCUUUGGAUAUGAUUUUCGCCAAAGCAACAGGUUACAGGAAACAAUGGAUCGGUUGGCUGCAAAAUUAGAAUCAAUUUAUAAUGCUGCAGGAGGGAAGAAGAUAAACAUUAUAAGUCAUUCCAUGGGGGGUCUUUUGGUGAAAUGUUUCAUGUGCCUGCAAAGUGAUGUUUUUGAGAAAUAUGUUAAGAAUUGGAUUGCAAUUUCUGCACCGUUCCAGGGUGCUCCAGGAUCCAUAAAUUCUACCUUUUUAAAUGGAAUGUCUUUUGUGGAAGGAUGGGAACAAAACCUUUAUAUUUCCAAAUGGAGCAUGCACCAAUUGCUGAUUGAAUGUCCAUCAAUAUACGAACUGAUGGGCUGUCCUAAUUUUCAUUGGGAACAUAUUCCUGUUCUGGAAUUGUGGCGUGAGAGACAUGAUUCAGAUGGGAAACCAUAUACUGUUCUGGAGUCAUAUCCACCACAUGAUAGCAUUGAGAUUUUGGAGCAAGCUCUUGUAAAUAACACAGUUAAUUAUGAUGGUGAGGAUGUGCCUCUGCCCUUCAACUUGGAGAUAUUGAAAUGGGCAAACAAAACAUGGGAGAUUCUGUCUUCUGCCAAACUUCCCCCGGAUGUUAAAUUUUACAAUAUUUAUGGGACCAAUCUUGAGACUCCCCAUAGUGUUUGCUAUGGAAGUGGGGACAAGCCUGUCACUGAUCUGCAACAGCUACGUUAUAUGCAGGCCAAACUAGUCUGUGUUGAUGGAGAUGGAACAGUUCCAAUAGAAUCAGCAAAGGCUGAUGGUCUCAAUGCGGAGGCAAGGGUUGGAGUGCCGGGUGAACAUAGGGGUAUCCUUUGUGAGCCUCAUGUAUUCCGGCUUGUCAAACACUGGCUAAAGGCUGGAGAUGCCGAUCCCUUUUACAAUCCUCUCAAUGAUUAUGUGAUUCUACCUACUGCUUUUGAAAUGGAGAGGCAUAAAGAGAAGGGUGUAGAAGUAGCAUCCCUUAAAGAGGAAUGGGAAAUUGUUUCCAAAGACCAAGAUGACCAUAGCAAUACAGCUGAUAAAAUGUGCUCCAUAUCAGUUUCACAUGAAGGAGCCAAUCAAUCUUAUUCUGAGGCUCAUGCUACCGUCAUUGUUCAUCCAGCCAAUGAGGGUAUACAGCACGUUCAACUGAAUGCCUUGGCUGUUUCAAUUGAUGCCUCAUGAAUCAUUCUGUUGAAGUGUGAGUAUCGUGGAGGGAAUGCUUUCAAUAUAGUUGAUUAUGGUCGACAUCUCUUGUAUAUAAUGAUUCGUUUGAUGUUGCUGUGUCAUAUUCCUCCCUGUUUUAUGUAUCAUAUAAGUGAAGUGCAUGUGUCAAAUAUGAAAAUGAAUACCAUCUUUACAUUCUUAUCUUACUAUGUUAAGAUUGGUAUGCUAUGUACAAAUUCUUGUAUAUAAUUGCUAUUUAUUAGACUUCACUUUUACCAGUGUGUUCGGA
Messenger RNA from Cajanus cajan (pigeon pea), 2138 nucleotides. Its product is annotated as alpha/beta-Hydrolases superfamily protein. Gene Ontology annotation, biological process: lipid metabolic process. The record is from RefSeq and is a predicted model, not a curated record. NCBI's taxonomy places the organism in Eukaryota, Viridiplantae, Streptophyta, Magnoliopsida, Fabales, Fabaceae.